AUGACCAAGUUAUACAUCGGAAACCUCGACUUCCAGACCACGAACGAAGAACUUAAAGCCGCCUUCCAGGCUUACAACGUUGUUGAAGUCAACAUCCUUAAGACCCCAAUCAACCUUUCUAGAGGCUUUGGGUUCAUCGACGUCAAGACCGAAGAGGACGCCAAGAAGGCGUUGGAAAUGGACAAGAAGACCAUUGGAAAGCGUUCGAUCCGUGUCGAGUUAGCUCUUCCAGAAGACAAGAAAGUGAAGAGAGAGGAAGGUGCUAGAAGACCAUACGGCUACCACGCCCGUAGACCAUAUGCCCCAAGACAAAACAGAUAUGCAAGAAGAGAAGAAGGUGAAGAGCCAAGAGAAUCAAGACCAGCAAGACAACCAAGAUUCGCUAGAAAGCCAAGAGACACCACCCCAAAGGAACUCUCUGAGACCAAUUUGUUCGUUAAGAAUUUGCCAUUCAAGUUGUCUGACGAGGAAUUCAAGAAGCUUUUCGAGAAGUACGAAGUUGUUGAAGCUUCUGUCGUUAGAAGAAACUACAGAAAGGCUGAGAACGUUUCUAAGGGUUAUGGAUUCGUCACACUGAAGUCUGCUGAACAACAAAAGAAGGCCGUCGCUGAGGUGAAUGGAACUGAAAUCGAUGGAAGAAAGAUCUCUGUCGCAGUCGCUUUCAAAAGACCAGAAAAGCCAACCGAAGUCAAAACGGAAACCAAAACUGAGUGA
This is a messenger RNA of Entamoeba invadens IP1, 714 nucleotides long. RefSeq names its product ribonucleoprotein, putative. Gene Ontology annotation, cellular component: cytosol. Gene Ontology annotation, molecular function: mRNA binding. The record is from RefSeq and is a predicted model, not a curated record. The transcript has a single exon. The coding region runs from base 1 to 714 and encodes 237 amino acids. NCBI's taxonomy places the organism in Eukaryota, Evosea, Mastigamoebida, Endamoebidae.